This is a messenger RNA of Cucurbita moschata (crookneck pumpkin), 1180 nucleotides long. RefSeq names its product PHD finger protein ALFIN-LIKE 1-like. Gene Ontology annotation, cellular component: nucleus. NCBI's taxonomy places the organism in Eukaryota, Viridiplantae, Streptophyta, Magnoliopsida, Cucurbitales, Cucurbitaceae. Gene Ontology annotation, biological process: regulation of DNA-templated transcription. The transcript has 5 exons. The coding region runs from base 245 to 964 and encodes 239 amino acids. Gene Ontology annotation, molecular function: transcription coregulator activity; transcription cis-regulatory region binding; histone binding. The record is from RefSeq and is a predicted model, not a curated record.
UCGGGAAGUGAAAAUUUGGAGUGGCAAUAGUGAAAUAUUGGUUAUCGUCAAUUUACAAUCCAACCUCCGGUUCUUCUGUGUCUCGCGGGUGCUGACGUUUACAUGGAUCUCUGCCGCUUACGCUCUCUUCUUGCCCAAACUCAUGCAUUAAUCCUUCCUCCAUUCAUUCCCAAUCCUUCUCCAAAUUUCCAUUUCUUCAUGUGACUUCCGAUUUCGUUCGCUCAUCUCAGAUCUCCUUUCCGCCAUGGAAAUGCCAUCCACCACUCCCAAAACCGUCGAGGAAAUUUUCAAAGAUUAUGCCGGUCGCCGUGCCGCUCUUGUUCGCGCCCUCGCUCACGAUGUGGAUGAAUUUUACGGCCUUUGUGAUCCAGGUAAGGAAAAUUUGUGUCUGUAUGGACAUCCCAAUGAAACAUGGGAAGUGGUUCUUCCAGUCGAAGAGGUUCCACCGGAGCUUCCUGAGCCUGCACUUGGAAUCAAUUUUGCAAGGGAUGGCAUGAACAGAAAAGAUUGGCUGUCUCUAGUGGCUGUACAUAGUGAUUCCUGGUUGCUCUCGGUGGCUUUCUAUCUUGGAUCAAGGCUUAAGCAAAACGAAAGAAAGCGUUUAUUUAGCUUGAUGAAUGAUCUUCCCACUGUCUUUGAAGUUGUGACAGAAUGGAAGCCUGUCAAAGAGAAACCUAGUGUAGAUAGUGGAAGCAGAUCACAAGGAAGCGCUAAGAGAUCUAAUGAUGGGCAGGUGAAAAGCCAUCCUAAACUUGCCAAACAGAGUAUCGAGGAGGAUGUCGACGAACAUAGCAAAACCCUCUGUGGUAGCUGUGGUGAAAACAGUACAGAUGAGUUCUGGAUUGGCUGUGACAUAUGCGAAAGGUGGUACCAUGGAAAGUGCGUAAACAUAACACCUGCUAAGGCUGAUUGUAUCCAACGAUACAAAUGUUCAUUUUGCUGCAUGAAGAAAUGCAGGCAGUAGUAACGUAGAGGCAGACGAAGCCCCCAAAAGCGCAAUUGCUGAAUGAUUCGAGUGACUGAUGAAGCGUUGUAUCAAUUUUUCCUUUAUGUAUGUAUGAAUUUGUAGUUAUCUUAGAAUGACUAUCUCAACCCUAUCCCAUAUGAGUCUUGGAACUUGAAGAUCCAUUCUUCUACUUGUAUUUCUAAUUGUCACAGAAGCAUGUUCCUAUGUUAUCUU